AUGGCUUGCAGCUGGAGCUGUUUCGUGGUGCGCUCACCUUCAUGUACUGCGGAAGGCUUGCAUGUUUUGCACAAGUCCCACAACCCCUACACUACAGCAGUCGAGGUUAAGCAGGCAACUCGAGUGAUAGGGGUUGCUCUCGGCACCAUCCACAAAGGGCUUGAAAUCGCUCGCAAUGUGGUCGUGAACGGUGAGUUCGUGAGUUCCGAGACGGUUACCCUUCUUCGCGCCAUCACACCUACACACGCGGGCCCUAUUUGCGCGAACUCCCUUGCCUUCGAGUGUACCUAG
Molecule: messenger RNA, 291 nt
Organism: Ectocarpus sp. CCAP 1310/34
Lineage: Eukaryota; Phaeophyceae; Ectocarpales; Ectocarpaceae
Source: the annotation of a GenBank genome assembly